AUGCGGCUUUUCUGCUCCAGAAAGUUGGCCCCUGCGGCUCUCGCCACGGCCACGAUGACGCCACGCCGCGCUUUUCACGCGCAGCACCGCACCCCCGUGCUCCCGCAGGUGCACGUCGCCGACCCGCUGCCCUCGCAAUGCGUCCACGUCGGCUACCUCAUUCACCGCAACCAAAUCGUAAAGCACACACCGCACCCGCUGGAGGUGGAGAUGGGCUACCUGCUCGAGCGAGAGCACCAGCGGUACAGCCGACACGAGUCGACCGAGUCCGCCACCGCGUUCUUCGCCAGUCGAGGGCAGUCGAUGGACGUCCUAAACCGCACCGAUGCAUCUCAGAUUAGAGGCAACUUUUUCGGUCUAGAGUUGUAUCAAGACGCCACGAAGGUGAUUCUGCAGCGCUACUCGCCUGAGAAGCGGGUGGCGGCGGCGGACGCGUGGAGUCCGUCGGCCCUCAGCGACCACCCCCCGCCGCGCCACACUCUCCAUCGAAAGAUGGACGACUUUCUUUACCUCAUUGUGCAGGAGGCGGAAAGUGGGAAGUGGGCAAUCCCGCACACGGCGCGCAAAGACGACGAGUCGCUGCGCAUGACGGUCGACCGGGCUCUGUCCUCGCACAACGCUGACGGCCUCGAGUGCUUCCUCUGGUCCAACGCCCCUCAGGCGACGGUGGUGUUGGAGGAGGAAAACACGCGUCUGUUUGUCUACUCCGCCACGUACCUAUCCGGGCGGCCGCGGUUCGACUUGUUCGAGCCGAAGCCGCAGGACCACGCGUGGGUGACGCGGCAGGAGCUGCUGCAGUACAGCGAUACUUUUAAGAGCACGGAGCUGCUGAAAGCACUGAUGGACAUCAGCGCGGAUAGCACGUUCGAGUCCAGCUGA
Messenger RNA from Leptomonas pyrrhocoris, 879 nucleotides. RefSeq lists its product as hypothetical. Gene Ontology annotation, molecular function: structural constituent of ribosome. The transcript has a single exon. Bases 1 to 879 code for a protein of 292 amino acids. The record is from RefSeq and is a predicted model, not a curated record. NCBI's taxonomy places the organism in Eukaryota, Euglenozoa, Kinetoplastea, Trypanosomatida, Trypanosomatidae. Gene Ontology annotation, cellular component: mitochondrial large ribosomal subunit.